Seminavis robusta is the source of this 1662-nucleotide messenger RNA. The record is from the annotation of a GenBank genome assembly. Lineage: Eukaryota; Bacillariophyta; Bacillariophyceae; Naviculales; Naviculaceae.
GCGCACUCGAGAAGUCGGGUCUCUCAACAGCAACGUGCCAGUAUGUUGCAGAGGACGAGCCACAUGAAGAGAUCUGAUACUAGCUAGCUAGCUACUGGUAGUAAGAUGAGAGAUUAUCAUAAAACACAAGAUGACCGAGCAUCAAACUGGACAAGACAAAGAGCAGUUCCUGCUUGUGGAUACCGAAGCCACGACCAUCAAGGAACAUGAUCGGUUGGGAGAGUUGAAAGUGCCUACCGAGACAUUCGACUACGAAACAUUGCGUGCCGGUACCAUCAGUGUCACGUUUUCUCGUUCUACUGAUAUUCCACUUGGACUGAUCUUUGAAGAAGAUGGAGUUGCCGAAGGGGGCAAGGGAAGACGCAUCGUUCUUGCUUCUAUCGAGGAGAAGGCCGCUGGAGAGAUUGACUUCCCGCGCAACGCUCCUAUCCAAGUGGGAGAUUCCCUCGAGCGGAUCAAUAGUGAGGAUCUAGUGAAUGACUCCCAAACGCAUGAUAGUGUCAUGCAGCUGAUUGAUCAACCAGGGAUCUUGACACUCACAUUUGCCACGCCAAAAGGCAUCCCUUCCUUAUUCCAAGCCUUCAUAGUCAAGCCAUCAACGGAGUCGUCACUUGGAAUACUUAUCAACCAGCAAGCUCCCUGCUCCAAUGACAAUGCCAUUGGCGAUGGCGUGCCCCAGUUUUUCGUUCAAGACAUUGUUAGAAAGAUUCGAGGCCAGGAAGACGAUACAAAACCAGCGUUGCAGCCAUCAUUGCUGCAGCAUUCUGUUUUGCAGCCAAACGACAUUCUCUUGAGUGUCAACACAGAGAGCUUGCAAGCUAACCCAGUGUACGGAGAACCUAUGCAAGUAGCCCAGUUGUUGCGAGACACACCGUCAGAAGUUACCAUUGUCGCUCUUCGUCCUUUGACUUGGUCGGAAAAGCUAGUCAACGGUAUCCGUAGAACCGCUGUUGGUGCAGCUGGAGGGACCAUGGUUGGAGUAGGACUGAUCUUCAUUCCUACGUUACCGCCUCCCGUGGGAGAACUCUUGAUCGUUGGCGGAGUUUCCUUGUUGGGCACAGAGUUCGCUGGACCCAAAAUGGUCAUCAAGCAAGCGCGAGAUUCAUUGGAGGUGGCCGUCGCUGGGCCUGACCACACGGAAAAUGAGGAAGAAGGAAACGAUUUGGACUUUGUAGUCGUUGAGACCAACGAAGCCAAUCAAGACGGCUCUGAUGGUCCAACAGCUAGUCCCGACACUGGCUCCACACUGGAGUCGCACCGUGGCAAGAAGAAGCCUACCAAAACCAUGACAAACAAGGUCAAGAGCUUUGGACGCCGUUAUGUGCUUCCUUUCUUGGAUCAGGUUGUGGGAGAUAAGCCACAGACUCCUCCGAAGGAGAUUCCUCGUGGCACUAAGGAUAUCGACUCCAUCACCAUCGACAAGAACCGUGCAGCCUGCUUGUCAGAUUUGGCCUUCGAUGUCGAGCCUGGCUCACCCUAGGAGGUGGCAGCUGGCCAUUGAGACCAUAUAUAUAUUAUUAGUUGUAACCCCAUCAUUAGAAACCUUGCAAUUACGCUCAACGCAGCCAGCACAAGGUGUACCGGUACGGACCAAAUUAGCCAUUCCAAGGUAGAAUGGUGUGAGGGGUGUGAUCUAUAGUAUUUUUAUAAGUUUUUGUUCAA